Molecule: messenger RNA, 1353 nt
Organism: Anopheles aquasalis
Lineage: Eukaryota; Metazoa; Arthropoda; Insecta; Diptera; Culicidae
Source: RefSeq, a predicted model, not a curated record
GUUGCUUGUACGAGAUAGACGUAGAAUCACAGUAAAGCAAUCGUGUGUCAAACGAUUAGGGACAAGAUUAAUUCCCAACACGAGUUGAUAUUGUUUUGCAUUGGUGCACACCGUGUGUUGCUACGGCCAUCCCCCUGUUCUACUGUCUUUACGCAGCAUGGCACAACAAAAGUUCUUCAGUGGACUGACAGAAGGUAUGAUGAAUAAAGGAAUGGUUGACCGGCCUGAUCGACAGAAAACUCACUUUUACUGGCCCGAUGAUUCCACUGUCGAGCCCUCAGAGUCGCUGAAGAAGCAACCAUCAGUCGAGGCCUUGCUAGCAGGCAAUGGCAAUUUACCGUCUACAAUCAACAGGCAAGCAAACGAAGCUAACGACCAUAAUAACGAUCAAUGCCGCCAACAACAUUACAUGAGAAAUAUAAACGAUCAAGCGAGCCCAUAUCAUCAUUCGCAGAGGCCUACCCGAUCAAACAUUCAAAUCUACAACGAUGUGGAAUCGAUCGGAAAACCAAUCGGUAAGCAACAACGAUUGGGAAUAAAUGAGAACCUACGGAUUGAUCAACCACUGCGUCGUCAGCCAUCGGAACGAGAGACGGGUGAGGCGGCCCGCAGCAAGCGACUCAGCGCGAUGCAGUCCAAGAUCGAGUUCUACGAUUACAUCGACACCACAACCAGUACACCAUCACACCAUCGCUCCAAGCGGCCAUCGGAAAAACAGUCAUUUGCUAAGACUGAAAACGGCUGGGUAACGACUGCUACGGUACUGCAGGACGGCAUGACCGACCCUUACCCUACGAUCGACUCCUACUCGCAGCGAAGUCAGCCAUCCAGCAUGCACGGGGGCGAUGAUUUAGAGGACGAUCAAUCGAGCAGCAGGUCUAGUGAGCUUAACGACUGGUAUUCCCGUACAUCGCCAUCAACGGCCUUGCCGGAGCACAAACGGCACUCACAGCGGCACCUUCGGUCCAGUAUAAACUUCCACAAUGGAUGUACCACAGCCGAUGACAGUGGUGCAACCAGGAAACCGCUUACUGUGCGUGACUCGGCGACGACACGCGUGGGCGUUGGAUUACCAAAUCUAUAACAAGCCAACGUAGCCGCAGGACCAUAUUCGUAUUCACACGACGGCAUACACCGAUGAUUACUAAAUCUUAAACUAACCAUUUUUGCAUCGUAUGGACAGCGUAGCGCUUCGUUGAAAGGGCAUGGUUUUGCUAGCUUAAAAUCCCACAGGCAAAGUGGUAAGGUUGUGCAGCAGCGUUGUGACAGUUAUAAAGCAUUAUGUUCUACAGAGGCUUCGUUAAUAUUUAUUAUAAAUUUUAGUUCACAAGUAAAGAACUUGCUGGCAACAGA